AAUUCCUUAUCCAGAUGUACAUCUGGAUAAGACCACGUGACCGAUACCCUAGCCGAAAAUAUUUUAUUUUGGAGCUCCAAGGCAACAUACCCUCCUUAACUUAUGCUAAAAUUGCUCAAAUAUGAUUGGACAGUUAGAAAAUUAUACUUAUUUGAUUAAUUUAUGCGCUUCUUUCGUAUAAAUAUCCCAGACAACGUGGGCCUGUAACCGCCAUCUUGACUGAUCUUGUUGCGUAUGUCGUGAAUGAGGCGUGUUUUUCAAAAUUGAUUUUAAAAUGGAUAAUGAGAACGGACUUGACUCAGAAGAUGAAUUUGAGAUCGACUGUGCCUUAUUAAGUGGUAGAGAGGUAGAAAUUCGGUUUGUAGCACCGCUGACGGAAAGAGUGGACGAACCAAGACGAAGGAAGCCCCGCAGGAAGCGACAAAGAGAAGAAAAUCCUGAAACUUCGAAUGAGAGUGGAUCGCAGAGUCUGGCUGGUUCAGGACAUCCAGUUGAGUUGGACGAUGAGUUGGACGGAGCUGUAGUAGUCGAUGAGAUCCAUGACGAGUCAGAAGUUAGUGAAGAGGAGUAUCAGGAUAGUGAUUGUAGUUUGGCAGAGUCUCUAGGCUACACAGGUGAUAGGGAACAGAAAUGGCUUCCACCACAUAAUGUAAGCAGUGUUGGCCCAAAAGUAGUUUGGGCGAGAGGCAGUGCCCCAUGUAGAGCCUUAGACUUUUUCUUGCUUUUUUUUUCUUUUUCUUGCUUUUUUUUUCUUUUGAUCUGAUGGGAACCAUAAUUGAAAACCCAAACAUUUAUGCUGUGUAUGGUCAAGGAAUAGGUCAAAGCUACAUGUCCCAGGACCAUGGUUGCCAUGUGUGGAGACCCAUUGAUUUGAUGGAAUUUAGGAGAUUUCUUGCCUGUCUAUUUUAUAUGGGUAUUGUUAAGGCCCCUGCUAGGCGUAACUACUGGCAGAAUGAUAAGCUUUUUUCUGGUCUUCUUGGGUCAAUGUUUAUUCCAACAUUUUCUAGGUAUUGUGGAAUACUUGCUGCCCUUCAUUGUGUAAACCCUGAGACAGAGGACAAAAGUGAUCCAUUAGGAAAAAUAAGGAAUUUCUAUGACCAUAUGCGAAGUCGCUGUAAGGAACUUUUUACUCCUGGUAAAUGUGUGUCAAUAGAUGAACGUAUGGUUAAGUCUAAGGGUAGGUUCUUCUUCAAACAAUAUAUAAUGAAUAAGCCCACUAAAUGGGGUUUCAAACUUUGGGUUCUAGCUGAUUCUGCUACAGGCUACAAUUGGGAUAUGGUGGUUUACACUGGUAAAAGCAGAAAGGAUGAUUGGGAUGAUUUCAGUGUUGUUGAUAAUAGUUUUGAAGGGAUAGAAAGAGGACUUGGUAGAGCUAAGGCUUUUAAUGAAAACCCCAAUCCAGAAAAUGCAGGAAAUCUCAUCAACCAAUUAGCUGCCAGAGUUGUUAUUAAUUUAACAAAACCUCUGGUAAACAGGGGGUAUGUUCUUUUUGCUGAUAACUUUUAUUGCAGUGUCCCAUUGUUCCAAUAUUUGACUUCGGUUGGUAUAAAUGCUGUUGGUACUGUAAGGGAAAAUUCCUCCUCUUUUCCUGAGGUAAUGAAAAAUAGGCAGUCUUGGGGGAAGAAACUUGAUCGAGGAACAAUAAGGUAUAUUAGAAAUGGGGAAAAGCCGAAUGAUGUGUUGCUUGUACAGUUGGUUGAUAGGAAUGUUGUCUCUGUUCUCUCCACCUACCAUUCUGCCAAUGAUUAUGAUUAUUGUACAAGGAAUACAAAGGUUGAUGGAAUUCAUAAAAAGGUUAAGGUUUUGAGGCCUAAAUGCAUUUCAGAUUAUAAUAAAGAUAUGAAUGGUGUAGAUUUAUCUGAUCAGAUGUACCAUAUGUAUUCUGUUCAAUAUAGGACUAAAAAGUUUUGGAAAACAUUAUUCUUUCAUUUUAUUGAUAUUUGUUCUUGGGAUGCAUAUGUGUUUUGGAGAGAGCUUAGAAACCCAACCCCUGAGCAGAAAAUGCCUAAGAACUAUUCUUUUCUUGAUUUUAAAAAGGAUUUAGCCCUUCAGCUUGCUUUUGUUGAGCAGAAAGCCAUUAGAGCAGAACCAGAGGUCAGAUCAUUUGCAGAUUUAGGUACUAAAGCUAGUAAUGUAGAGGACUUCAUCUGUAAGGCAACAGCUCAUGCAGUAAAUAGUGCAAAGCAAAGAUCAGCAACUUUGAAGAAGGCAGUUAGUAAAAAGGAAUUGUGGCAGAAUAGAUUAGAGAAAGGGCAUUUGCCGGUGAAGCUUGAGAAACACCAAGUUUGCAAAGUUUGCUCAGUUAUGAAGUCAGUGCAUAGCAUAGAUCAAAGUUAUAGAGCAAAAACCUCAUCAUUUUGCUGUGUUGUAUGUGAUAUCCCUUUGUGUAUUGGAGAAAGAAACUGCUUCUUGCUUUUCCAUUCCCCAGAGUUUGAGCAGUACAAGGAAGCUUUCCUAAGUUACAGUCGUGAUCGCUAGAUUAGUUGUUGUUUUUGGUAAAUUCGUGUAGAUUAGAUAGAGAAAAAGCAAAAAAAAGUAAAAAAUAAAAAAGCAUAAAAAGUAAAAAAGAACAUUUGGUCAAAAUUACAAUCUUUUCUCUCCAAGAUUUUGUGUUUUUUACUUGUUUUCUUUCUCUUAAAAGUCGAAAUCGAAAUUGCACUUGCCAAAUUGAAUUGAAUUGUUUUAGACCCAUUGUUGCAUAUUAAUUAAUUAAAAAAAGACUGUUCAAGAAAAAUGAUUGAUAUUUCAACUCAGUGUGCUAAGACUAUGACAAAAUACAUUAUUGAAAGAAAAAAGUAGUUAAGUGUUUUAUUAUUGAAGAUAAUUGACCUUAAUUAAUAAAGUUAUUUUCUGUUAUAUUCAAUUAUGCAAAUUGGAUGCUAAUUAAUGUCCAAUUAUAAUAUAAUUUUGGCAUAAUAAGAUCAUUUGCAUAAAAUACAGCUAUUGAUGAUUACUUGGGCAAAAGAUCAUCCAGUUAUCUUGAAAAAUCAAUUUUUGCUGAAUUUUUAGAUAAAGUAGGCAAAAAUCCUAAAAUUCUGUCAAUAACGAAAGGGUUAAUAU
This is a messenger RNA of Rhopilema esculentum, 3060 nucleotides long. NCBI's taxonomy places the organism in Eukaryota, Metazoa, Cnidaria, Scyphozoa, Rhizostomeae, Rhizostomatidae. The record is from RefSeq and is a predicted model, not a curated record.